ACAAAGACAGCGACCAUGAAUGGCAACAGUGCCCCCAGCAAUGAACAGCAGCAGCAGCAGCAGCAGCAGCAGGCAGCUGGUCCAGCACCAGCAGCAGCAACAUCGGGACCUGAGGCAGCAGGGGCAGGUGUUGGCAACUCGCCGCGUCCUGCCACAGCGCCGGCACGCACCACCGAUUCGAGCAACAACAAUAAUAACAACAACAAUAACAACACCACCAGCAGCAGCAGCAUCAGCUAUAGGGUGAAUCUGAGCAACAUAAACAACAACAGCAGCAGCAGCAACACGAGCAACACCAGCAACACCAACAGCAAUCGGCAGGCAAGCAACAACAAUCACAAUGAGAGCAGCACGGGGCUGGUGGUCAACACUGGUGGCACAACAGCAACAGCAACAGCAACACCUGCUGCAACUGCAACUGCCACGAGCAGCAGCAGCAACAACAACAAUCACAUCUAUGUGAAUCCGCACAGCUACGACAGCAGCACCACUGGCAGCGUAAGUGGCUCCACGGCGGUGAUGCUGCCACUGCCACUGAGCAAUCCGUUGACGCUGCAACUGCCACCAGCAGGAGGAGGAGCAGCAGGAGGAGCAGCAGACACCCAUUUGCAGCAGCAGCAGCAGCAGCAGCAGCAGCAGCAGCUCAACACGGGUGCCAUCAGUCGAACGGGCACCUCCACGUCGACAACGCUGAGCACUUUGAACACAUAUCUGUUCCCCUGUGGCGCCUCGGACUCGGCGGGCACACUGGGCGGUGGCAGCUGUGAUCUGGACAGCAAUUUCAGCCAGAUGGUCAAUGGAGCGGGCAGCAGCGAGGCGGGCAGCAGUCUCAGCCAGAGCACAGCGCCCGUCGGCCUGGGCAUGGGCAUGGGCUUGGGCGUGCAGCUGGGCCUGGGCUUCAUCAGCGGCAGGCGGCGCAUACGGCGGCUGUUUGGUGUGCCCGAACCCACCAGUCUGGGCACAAACGGCGCCAAUCCCUAUGCGGCGGCCACGCUGCGGCGACGCAGCUCACAGCUGGGGCAGUUCGGUAGCAAGCGGCGGGAGCGUGAGCGGGAGCGAGAGCUGGAGGAGAUUGAGCAGCAGCAGCGCAUUGCCACGGUGGCCUCUGCCAAUGCGGCAUUCCUCGAGCGACGUGAGAUGCAGCUCCAGCAGCAGCAUCAGCAUCAGCAACAGCAACAGCAACAAUUUCUGCCACAGCAGCAGCAGCAGCAGCAGCAGCAGCAGCAGCAACAAAUUCAGUUCAUGUUCCAUCCGUUGCAGCCGGAGCCACAAAAGAAGAAAAAGAAAAAGCCACCGGGUCCGCCGGCCCAGGCCCGGCAGCAGUCAUCGCGCACCAUGGACGACCCAAUGAUGAAUCGGCCGCGCAAGAGCACGCCCGCCAAGAAGGCCAAAAAGGCCGCACCGGAGAAUCCCUAUGAGAAGUCUUUGCCCAAAUUGAGCAGUCAAGACGAAGAAGGGGGGGCUGGUCAUGGCUUUGGUGGCGGACCGCAACACUUUGAACCCAUUCCUCACGAUCAUGAUUUCUGCGAAAGAGUCGUUAUAAAUGUAAGCGGGCUGAGGUUUGAGACACAACUACGUACGCUUAAUCAAUUCCCGGACACGCUGCUCGGGGAUCCGGCUCGGAGAUUACGGUACUUUGACCCGCUUAGAAAUGAAUAUUUUUUUGACCGUAGUCGACCGAGCUUCGAUGCGAUUUUAUACUAUUAUCAGAGUGGUGGCCGACUACGGAGACCGGUCAAUGUCCCUUUAGACGUAUUUAGUGAAGAAAUAAAAUUUUAUGAAUUAGGUGAUCAAGCAAUUAAUAAAUUCAGAGAGGAUGAAGGCUUUAUUAAAGAGGAAGAAAGACCAUUACCGGAUAAUGAGAAACAAAGAAGAGUCUGGCUGCUCUUCGAGUAUCCAGAGAGUUCACAAGCCGCCAGAGUUGUAGCCAUAAUUAGUGUAUUUGUUAUAUUGCUAUCAAUUGUUAUAUUUUGUCUAGAAACAUUACCCGAAUUUAAGCAUUACAAGGUGUUCAAUACAACAACAAAUGGCACAAAAAUCGAGGAAGACGAGGUGCCUGACAUCACAGAUCCUUUCUUCCUUAUAGAAACGUUAUGUAUUAUUUGGUUUACAUUUGAACUAACUGUCAGGUUCCUCGCAUGUCCGAACAAAUUAAAUUUCUGCAGGGAUGUCAUGAAUGUUAUCGACAUAAUCGCCAUCAUUCCGUACUUUAUAACACUAGCGACUGUCGUUGCCGAAGAGGAGGAUACGUUAAAUCUUCCAAAAGCGCCAGUCAGUCCACAGGACAAGUCAUCGAAUCAGGCUAUGUCCUUGGCAAUAUUACGAGUGAUACGAUUAGUUCGAGUAUUUCGAAUAUUUAAGUUAUCUAGGCAUUCGAAGGGUUUACAAAUAUUAGGACGAACUCUGAAAGCCUCAAUGCGGGAAUUAGGUUUACUUAUAUUUUUCUUAUUUAUAGGCGUCGUACUCUUCUCAUCGGCGGUUUAUUUUGCGGAAGCUGGAAGCGAAAAUUCCUUCUUCAAGUCCAUACCCGAUGCAUUUUGGUGGGCGGUCGUCACCAUGACCACCGUUGGAUAUGGUGACAUGACGCCCGUCGGCUUCUGGGGCAAAAUUGUCGGCUCUUUGUGCGUGAUCGCUGGUGUGCUGACAAUCGCACUGCCGGUACCGGUUAUCGUCAGUAAUUUCAAUUACUUCUAUCACCGCGAAACGGAUCAGGAGGAGAUGCAGAGCCAAAAUUUCAACCACGUUACAAGUUGUUCAUAUUUACCUGGUGCACUAGGUCAACAUUUGAAGAAAUCCUCACUCUCCGAAUCGUCAUCGGACAUCAUGGACUUGGAUGAUGGCAUUGAUGCAACCACGCCAGGUCUGACUGAUCAUACGGGACGCCACAUGGUGCCCUUUCUGAGGACGCAGCAAUCCUUCGAGAAACAGCAGCUCCAGCUGCAGCUCCAGCUCCAGCAGCAGCAGCAGGCGCAGCAAGGACAGCAAGGACAGCAGCAGCAGCAGAUGGGCCAAAACGGCCUCAGGAGCACAAAUAGUUUACAGUUAAGGCAUAAUAACGCGAUGGCUGUCAGUAUUGAGACCGACGUCUGACUACUAGUCAAACAAAUGGAAAAUGGACGAAGUUUGCGCAGUGAAAUGCUACGUUGGAUGCCAGAAACGUCAUCAAAAGCAGUCUAAUUUAGAAUUUUAUUAAUAACUACAAUUAAAAUAAUAAUAAUACUAAUAAAUAAUAAUAAUAAUAAUUAGUAAGCAGCGUAGUUGUAAAUUAAACAGCAAAUGUAAAACACACAGCCACAUACUACAGACACACACACACACACACACACACAGUAAAGAUACACACACACACAAACAUACACUCAGUGCCAGUUCACUCAGCUUGAAUUAGAGUAUUCGUAUUCGUAGACACCAUAGAGUCAAACUUGGACUGGCUUUAAAGAAGAAUUAUUGUCCUUGUUUUUUCCUUUUUUAUUCUCUUCACACACAGACACACACACACACACACAACACACACUCGAAGAAAAUAAUGAAAAACUCUACUUGAUACCUAUGUUCAAAUUUAGCAACUAAAACUAACAAUCGUUAUACUUAGUCAACAACAAAACAACAAGAACAAGAACAACAACAAAACAGAUAAAAACACUUAAAAAAAAAAAAACAAAAUCCAAAAAAAACUAAAAAACUAAAUCGAAUUAUCUUAGUAGACUAAUCUAAUUGGAGUUUCUUCCUUUCUUUAGAAGCUAGCAAAACAAAACCAAACCAAACGAAAACAUCCAGACAAAAACAACAAACAAACAAAGCAAACAACAAGAAACAAACAUACAAUAUCUACUAAUUUUAUUUUCAACUUUAAAUUAUGCUCUAUUAAUUAAAUAUUAGUCAAAUAUUAGUCAAAUGAAACUAAACUAAAAACUAAAAAAAAAAACAGAAACAAAACCAAAUACCAAAUACCAAACCUAAGGCAAAAAGCGAUACAAAAACGUGGAGUGGAAGAAGCGGAAGCGAUUGCGGCAAUGAACAGCGGCUUGUCGCUGUUAAAGCAGUGCUCAUAUCCUAACCUGCUCUCCAACUUGCAGUACCCAAGCAGUUGAGCCAUCGCACAGCUGCACUGCUUGGCAGCAGUUCUAACACUGCCGGGCGGAAGGGCAAAUAAUACUCGUAUAGCCAGGGGAUAUAGAAAAUUGCCUUCUGAGUCGAGCUUGUUCGUUUGUUCGAAGCUCACAUCUAUAAACUUUCCACCCUUGUCCGAUCACUGAUCACUGACUUACAUUGAUUCGCUGUAGUAAAUCCUUAAAACUACACGGACGAAUGGCAUUCGCCGCUGCGUACUUGGAAAAUCAUCGAAUCUUAACAAAGAAAGUUACUUUUAGAUUGGCCUCCGUUGCUAGAUAAAUACUAUUCAGAUUGGAAAACGAUCAAAACCAUGGGAUACCAACUAUAAUUUUACUGCCUCGCGACACAGCAAAUCAGCUGUUGUACUUGCCCUCAUCGACUAGUUGCCAGUGUCAAAUCUACAUAAGCGGAAGUAUCAGCCAUGUUCAUUCGGGAAGGUCGUAAGGUCAAUCCCUCUUAGGUGGUUAAGGUUAAGGUGCUGCUUAAGUCCUGCAUUCACUGAAAAAGAGACAA
Messenger RNA from Drosophila guanche, 4626 nucleotides. It is a transcript of the gene shaker, whose product is annotated as potassium voltage-gated channel protein Shaker. Gene Ontology annotation, biological process: potassium ion transmembrane transport; protein homooligomerization. The transcript has 12 exons. Gene Ontology annotation, cellular component: membrane; voltage-gated potassium channel complex. Gene Ontology annotation, molecular function: protein binding; delayed rectifier potassium channel activity. The record is from RefSeq and is a predicted model, not a curated record. The coding region runs from base 16 to 3090 and encodes 1024 amino acids. NCBI's taxonomy places the organism in Eukaryota, Metazoa, Arthropoda, Insecta, Diptera, Drosophilidae.